AAUGAUGACCUCAGAAGUAUGUCUUUAUCUGGGCACGUUGGGUUUGACAGUCUUCCUGACCAGCUUGUCAACAAAUCGACUUCACAGGGAUUCUGCUUUAACAUAUUAUGUGUUGGGGAAACGGGCAUUGGAAAGUCCACCUUAAUGGACACCAUAUUCAAUACAAAGUUUGAAAGUGAACCAGUUUCUCACAGUGAGCCUGGGGUCCGGUUAAAAGCAAGAAGCUAUGAACUUCAAGAAAGUAAUGUCCGUCUGAAGCUAACUAUAGUGGAUACCGUAGGCUUUGGGGACCAGAUUAACAAAGAUGACAGCUACCGUCCUAUUGUUGAGUACAUAGACGCUCAAUUCGAGGCAUACCUUCAAGAAGAGCUGAAGAUCAGGAGAUCACUUUAUAACUACCAUGACACAAGGAUUCAUGCCUGCCUUUACUUUAUUGCUCCCACUGGCCAUUCAUUGAAAUCUCUUGACCUGGUCACAAUGAAAAAACUUGACAGUAAGGUGAAUAUCAUCCCCAUCAUUGCAAAAGCAGACACCAUUGCCAAAAACGAGCUGCACAAAUUCAAAAGUAAAAUCAUGAGUGAGCUCGUCAGCAAUGGAGUUCAGAUCUAUCAGUUUCCUACAGAUGAAGAGACUGUCGCAGAAAUCAAUGCUACAAUGAGCGUGCACCUUCCAUUUGCAGUGGUCGGCAGUACAGAAGAAGUAAAAAUUGGCAACAAAAUGGCUAAAGCUAGGCAAUAUCCCUGGGGUAUUGUACAGGUUGAGAAUGAAAACCAUUGUGAUUUUGUGAAGUUGAGAGAAAUGUUAAUACGAGUAAACAUGGAGGACUUGAGAGAACAGACGCAUGCUCGCCACUACGAGCUGUACAGACGCUGCAAACUUGAAGAAAUGGGAUUCAAAGACACCGACCCCGACAGUAAACCCUUCAGCCUCCAGGAAACAUAUGAAGCAAAGAGGAACGAAUUCCUUGGGGAACUACAGAAGAAGGAGGAAGAAAUGAGACAAAUGUUUGUCAUGAGAGUGAAGGAAAAGGAAGCUGAACUUAAAGAAGCUGAAAAAGAACUCCAUGAAAAGUUUGACCUCCUCAAGAGGACUCACCAGGAAGAGAAGAAGAAGGUGGAGGACAAGAAAAGAGAGAUUGAGGAUGAAGUCGGCAUGUUCCAGAAGAAGAAAGCAGCCACGCAACUCCUCCAGUCCCAAGCCCAGCAAGCUGGAUCCCAGCAAACCAAGAAAGACAAGGACAAGAAAAAUGCAAGCUUCACAUAAAGUGUGCCGAGCCCAGGAUGUCCUACCAUUCACCUGCUUUUUGCAGUAAUGUGUCCCUGCCAUUUGUGUUCCUCGACACAGAUCACUAAUCACUCACUAAACGCAUCAUGUUUGGCUGCACGUGGGAGAGACUGCGUGCAUUUGGACUCUUUGUUUUGUUGCUGGGAAGCGAAUGUUGCCAAGCCUGGCCUUCUCCGAAUGCCAAUGCCAGUCACUGUUGUGCUCCUGCUGGCUAAAAACCAAUCUAAUCCUUGAAGAUCUUACCUGCAUGUAUUUAGAACGGACCCCUCAACGGGACUGCUCUUCGGACAUCAGAGAAAAUGGCCGCUUUUAGUAAGCUGACUAAUGAGCAGUUUAAGUGUGACUACCACUUCUAAAAUUGAGUUGAACAGCCUUUAAAUUAAUUUUGUAUUUUUAAAACUAGGUUACAUAUUGUGUUGAUUUUUCACUCAACUUGUAAAUAGUUAAUAUGGCUAAAUCAACUUGUCUUGGAAAACCAACUUUAAUUCCUCCCAGACACCAGUGUGAAUUGUUCCAUUCAGCUUUGCACACCUAAUUUGCUGAAAUCUGACAUCACCGUAAUACAAAACUCUUCACACUGGUUAAGGUAGAACUGACAAAAA
This is a messenger RNA of Nanorana parkeri, 1886 nucleotides long. It is a transcript of the gene SEPTIN11, whose product is annotated as septin 11. Lineage: Eukaryota; Metazoa; Chordata; Amphibia; Anura; Dicroglossidae. Gene Ontology annotation, molecular function: GTP binding; GTPase activity; molecular adaptor activity. The coding region runs from base 19 to 1263 and encodes 414 amino acids. The transcript has 9 exons. Gene Ontology annotation, biological process: cytoskeleton-dependent cytokinesis. The record is from RefSeq and is a predicted model, not a curated record. Gene Ontology annotation, cellular component: septin ring; cell division site; microtubule cytoskeleton.